Orbilia oligospora ATCC 24927 is the source of this 717-nucleotide messenger RNA. RefSeq lists its product as uncharacterized. The record is from RefSeq and is a predicted model, not a curated record. Bases 1 to 717 code for a protein of 238 amino acids. The transcript is spliced from 3 exons. NCBI's taxonomy places the organism in Eukaryota, Fungi, Ascomycota, Orbiliomycetes, Orbiliales, Orbiliaceae.
AUGAAGUUCUCGAUAACUUUCGAAAUCACGUUCUGUCAAGCCGCCGGCGAUCAAGGCCAGACGGAAGAGGGGCGCGGGGAUACCAAAUCCUCAGCGGCCACCCCCCGCAAAAGCUGGCGGGCUAAAGCACGGGAGGUGUGGGCCCGCCUGAAAGGGCCCAAAAGGCAGCCGAAGACAGAUGGGACGAAGGAGGGCAUAGAAGCCCUCAGGCGAAUCGUCGAAUUGGAGGGGAGGUUGGAGGCGCAGGGGGCGGAAAUUUUGGACCAGCUGGAGUCUCUCCAGACCCAACUCGACUCUAUCCAGAGUCUUCUUUGGGCGACCAACACGAGGAAUAUCGAGACUAGCACGUGCAGCGACGAUGAUGCGGCCACCGGGGAAGGCGAGAGUUCGGAUGACACCACGACUUCUGACUCCCAAGAUAGCCAGCCCUCUACUGCUCCCAUUUUUGGUGGGCGGCAUGAGGCAGCUGGCCAUUGGAGUGGAGGUCGGGUGCUCAGUCCGGACAGCCUUCCCGCUAGGUUCCGGUGCUGCCGGUCAGGGUCCUGCACGCAUGAUAUCGCGGUUUCAGCGAUAGGAGGCGUGCUCAGGCCAGAAGUCUCUUGGUCCAGCCUGAGAACCUACCGUACGGGGCUCUCUGGCGGGUCUGGGACGCCUGAUAAUACUGUCGCUCCGAACUCCAACUAUCAUUCUGCUAAAGGAGGUGCCUCCGGAGGGUAG